AAUACUAUAUACCAAAGCUCACGGAGACAAAACUAUCGAUUGUUCUGGAUUAUAAUAUAUAGUUAUUUUUCUGUGAGCUUCGAUAGCAUCGACAGCUAGCAAUAUUAUCGAUUAAACUAUCGAUAUUCUUUGUUACUAUCGACAACACUAGAAAAGAAAGACCGGGCGGCGAGCGAACUAGCGAAGCUAAAACUCUGUGGCUAAAACUAAUAAAACGACUUCCUUUACAGCUCGCCUCGCUAUUUUGAGAAUUAAUAUUUAUAAUAAAACUACAAGACAUCCGUGAGCUACAUUCAAUACAAGAGAAAUAUUAUGAUACACUAAAAUACUUUUUGCAAAACCUUCCACCCUGCAGUGAAUGCGGCAUUGUUGUUUGCUAUGAAGACCGCUGAGUAACUAUGGAUGAAGAAGAGGAGUAUCAUGACUACAAUGAAAAUAUGUGGACAUAUAUCAGUCUAUGUGCUGAACCAACAUUGUACGAAGGAUUGCGAUUUGCAAAGGACUUGAUAAUAGCUAACCUUUUACUAAGAUUUAUUAUACAAUGCGUAAGCCUACCUCACAAUGUGCGCCACAGCCUCUCUUUAGUAAUUGGUGGCUUCCUUUUAUACUUUAGCAUUGGACCAGCCUUUGCAUGGAUUAUCACUCUUACUACUGGUUCAUAUGUACUUACAGUUUUACUUUCACACAUUACAAAAAAAUGGAGGGGAUUUCUAAUGUGCAUCACUGUGAUUGGUUUCUUGUUGUCCUGUGAAUUGUAUAUAAUAAAUCCUAAAAUGUGGCAGCAAAUAAGAGGUGUACAAAUGAUAGCAGCCAUGAAAAUUAUUUCGAUAGCUAUUGAACUUGACAGGGGGUUGUUCAAACAGAUGCUCAAUCCAGUGGAGUUUGGAGGCUAUGUGCUCUGCCCAGCAAACUGUGUGUUAGGUCCAUGGAUAUCUUUUCAUACCUAUAACCAAUACCUUGAUGUUAAAUUCUUAUCAAAGAGAUGGAUCAAAAUUAUCAUAGUGAACCUAUUCAUAUCAAUGAUUUUCUUAGUUUUGUCUAAUUGCAUAGUGCCAUGGUAUAUUGAUGAUGAAAUGACAAAAUGGUUAGUAGCAUACCGUGACGCCCAAGCCUUCAGAAUGUCUCAUUAUUUUGUGUCUAGUAUGUCGAUUGUAUCAAUGAUCAGUGCUGGAUUUGGAUUAACUAAUGACUGCCAUUCUGAGCUUCAAGUAACUAAACCUUUUUUCAUAGAAUUACCAAGAUCUCUUGUACAGGUGGUGAUCUACUGGAAUAUACCAAUGCACCAAUGGUUAAAAAAUUAUGUUUUUAAAACUUGUCAACCUUUUGGACAGUUUACAGCCAUAUUUGUAACUUAUGCAGUUUCAUCUUUACUGCAUGGGUUGAAUUUUCAGUUCUCAGCAGUUCUUCUCAGUAUAGGAACAUUCUCAUAUGUUGAGUAUAACCUCCGCUGUAAAGUAGCAUCAGCAUUAGAAGUUUGUUGCUUAGCCAAUCUUUGUGUCAAGCAGUGUGACCACAAACAUAAAAAGAAUAGUUUUUUGGCUGUAUUUGUUAAUGCAUUAUUUUCACUUAUCACUGUAAUGCAUCUUGCAUAUUUAGGAGUGAUGUUUGAAGCCUCAUUUUCAGUGCAGGAGUCUGGGUAUUCAUACUUUCACACCAUAAGUAAGUGGGAAAAUCUUAAUUUUUUCAGUCAUGGUUUUGCUGCAUUUAUGUAUGUGAUUUACUUAAUGAUGUAAUAAACUUGUAAGAUGUUUAUUAGUAUUAGUUUUUAUUACUAGGUAUUAUUAGAUCUUAAGUGUAAAUCAAUGAAUCUUUACAAUCUCUAAUUUUAAAUAUUGUGAUCUCUUUUAUGAUAUAGGUAGCAUGUUUUUUUAUCUACUCUUCACCAUUAAAAGUGCAUGUUUGUAAAUGUAGGCAAAUAAGAAAUAAAACCACUAAUCACAUCAACCAUUAUUUUCUUAAAUUGUAAUCAAAAUCUAAUCAAAAUAAAAUGCAUAUUCCACACAUCAAUAAACAUAACUUACCUAUUAGUUCAUUAAAACUUAUAGCCAUUUAAUCUGAUCUUGAAUUAUAUUGAAAUAUUUUUUGAAGAACUUUGCAGAUGUUCUUACAUUGACCAUAUAGGAUCCAUCUUCAUUAGGUAACAUCUGUAUUUGAUAAUUAAGUCUUUCCAGUGUUGGUUGCUCAACACAUGCUUCAAGAUUUUCAAUAAUGUCUUUAGAUGAACGGAAAUACUCAGGUCUUGAAUAUAAAAUUGUUAUUUUGUAGUCUUUUGUGAUUUUUUGAAUCAUUUUGAGUAAAUUUUUUAAAUAUGUG
Pectinophora gossypiella (pink bollworm) is the source of this 2313-nucleotide messenger RNA. RefSeq names its product protein-serine O-palmitoleoyltransferase porcupine (gene por). Lineage: Eukaryota; Metazoa; Arthropoda; Insecta; Lepidoptera; Gelechiidae. Bases 399 to 1733 code for a protein of 444 amino acids. Gene Ontology annotation, biological process: Wnt protein secretion; canonical Wnt signaling pathway; protein palmitoylation. Gene Ontology annotation, molecular function: Wnt-protein binding; palmitoleoyltransferase activity. Gene Ontology annotation, cellular component: endoplasmic reticulum; membrane. The transcript has a single exon. The record is from RefSeq and is a predicted model, not a curated record.